This is a messenger RNA of Columba livia (rock pigeon), 8397 nucleotides long. RefSeq names its product calneuron 1 (gene CALN1). Gene Ontology annotation, molecular function: calcium ion binding. Bases 1112 to 1768 code for a protein of 218 amino acids. The record is from RefSeq and is a predicted model, not a curated record. Gene Ontology annotation, cellular component: trans-Golgi network membrane. The transcript has 7 exons. Lineage: Eukaryota; Metazoa; Chordata; Aves; Columbiformes; Columbidae.
GGGCUGCGGGGGCCAUGGGGGCUGAUGCUGCGCCGUGUUCUUCGGCGUUCCCCAUUUUUUUAAUAUUUUUUUUAAUUUUUUAAAAUUUCUUUUCCUUUGCUCCGCCAUCCUCACCGCCCAGAUCUCUGCCUCCUCCCUCCAUCCUCCUUUGAAUAACUCGGCCAGGAGCGAUCUGAGGAGGAGGAGGAGGGAGGAGGGGGGAAAGAGGAGCCGAGCAAACCUGUGGCGGAGGAGCCGGCUGGUGGAGAGUGAUUGCCUCCUGAUUUCCCCUCUCGAGCGGCAAAAGGAAAGCGUUAAGGAAGGCUGAGGUGCCGUGCUUUGCUGGUGUCCUGAGCGUGAGCUGUUUCUCCUGUUACUCACCAGCAGCUCAGACCUUUUUCCACCCACCAAGUUUUACUGUUUGCCGUGUAGCAGCUGCAUCCCCCUUAGCACACGCCGCACCGUGUCGCACUAAUUCACCGGGUGCCUUGCAAGCUUGUCUCGGCUCUUGGUGGCUUUUGGAGCCUGUGGGAAGUCGUCGGGAUGCAGCCGGGCCCCGUCAGGAGACGAUAGCGGGACGAGAUCGGCCGGGCUGUGGUCGCCAGUAACUCCGCCGGAGGAGAACGUGUGUGAUCCUGUGUCACCCCGGGUGCUUGCUGGACUACAAGAGGAUCUCCUCAUUGCCUGGGAAAUCGAAUUCCCCCAUUGUUCAGCUGUAAAAUAGCUGCACAAGGCCGCGAUUGGCAAAGGACUGGAUCACCCAGGUUGCUUACAUCACGUAGGCAGCUGCCACCGAAAUGACACACUUGAUUGAAGGCCAAAAGAACCAUAUACGUAACUGCCUGUGAUUAAGCUCCAUAUGAUGCCUCAGAGCAAGUAAAAACCCCUCCUUCAUCUCAUCUGGUUUGUAACGAGACAGCCGUUGCAGGGAUAUCAUUUGGGUCAUGUUGUGGCUUUUUGGGGAUUUUCGUUUUGUUUUUGUUUGGGUUUCUUUUAAUUUUUUUAAUUGCUUCUGGCUGUAAACUUCCAUGACCUGCAUCAAUCUGCCGUCGCACCCUCGCGCAGUGCCCCAUGAGAGCCUGGUGCUGUAAGUGUGCUGGUAGCUGGGAAUACAGAUUUUACCAGGGAGAAGAUGCCAUUCCACCAUGUAACAGCCGGCUUGUUGUACAAAGGCAACUACCUGAACCGCUCCCUCUCGGCUGGCAGCGACAGCGAGCAGCUAGCCAAUAUCUCUGUGGAGGAGCUGGAUGAAAUCCGUGAAGCGUUCCGGGUGCUGGACAGGGAUGGGAAUGGUUUUAUAUCCAAGCAGGAGCUGGGCAUGGCGAUGCGUUCCUUGGGAUACAUGCCCAGUGAGGUGGAGCUGGCGAUUAUCAUGCAACGCCUUGACAUGGAUGGGGAUGGCCAGGUUGAUUUUGAUGAAUUCAUGACUAUUCUGGGACCUAAGCUGGUAUCAUCAGAAGGCAGAGACGGCUUUCUGGGAAAUACAAUAGACAGCAUAUUCUGGCAGUUCGACAUGCAGAGGAUAACAUUGGAAGAGCUGAAACACAUCCUCUACCACGCCUUCCGGGACCACUUGACGAUGAAGGAUAUCGAGAACAUCAUUAUCAAUGAAGAGGAGAGUUUAAAUGAAAACUCUGGCAACUGUCAAACAGAGUUUGAAGUGCACGCCCAGAAGCAGAACAGACAGACCUGUGUACGGAAGAGCCUUAUCUGCGCCUUCGCCAUGGCCUUUAUUAUAAGCGUGAUGUUGAUCGCGGCCAACCAGAUCCUGCGGAGCGGCAUGGAGUAGCCUUUUCACCAUGACACUGUGACCCAAACUGACCAUGCAUGCGCAUGCCACCGGGUGAGCUUCCCCCGACCCGGCUCUCACACGGCAAAGGGACAGAGGCGGGCAGGCAACGCACCAUUCGACAAGGAGCCUGAGGCCAGCAGCGUAACGUGUCUUGUGAAUCAACUACAUCCUUUUUGGCAGGGACAUCAAAGGGCUGUCUUAAUGCUUUAAAGGUUUUGUUUCCUAAUGCAAUAAAAAAAAAACCAUACAGGAGUCCCGAAUUAUUGCUUAAAACAGCAAUGGUAACUCGGAAGGAACUUUCAUCCAGCAGCCUGUAUUGCAGUUUGAGGCGCAGCCUCGUGACUUAUUGCAGCGGGGCUGUCUUUUAACCGAGGGGCCCACUGACUAUUCUGUGUAGCUCUCCGCUGGGCCCGCAUUCCCAGAAGUUGAUCGUAGCAUUGCCACAAGCAAGUUCUGUUUGUUUUAAUUCAUGUACUUCAGCGUCACUUUGGUUUUUUUUCCCUUAUGACCAUGCCUUUGAGUUGACGGCAUUAGAGGGGAGCUAGAGAAUCCUUGUACAGUAUUUUCAGAGUAAAAAAAAGAGGAGAAUUUGCCAGCGUCAUACAAAACUUCUAUUUUUGCUUCAUGAACACAAGACUGUGGGGUAGCCAUCUUUUUCCAACCAUGAACAGGGCUUGAGAAGCACCACCCAUCUUCACACAUGGGCAUUUCUGAGAUUUGUGCACAGUCUUCCAAGCGACUCUGCGACCACCAGCGCCAGUUGAAACUCCCUCUAUUUGGUCCUGUCUGCAUAUUCAACAUUUGCUUUCCAGCAGUUUUGCCUUUCUCCUGUAUCGGUCUUCAGUAACCUUAUCUGAGAUGAGAAUCACGAGGAAAGCUCAGAAAGAGCUUUCCUCCCCUCCCCUUGCCUGUGCAAUUCUUAUUUAUUUCAUUUCAUAUGCCCUGGGGAAACCUCUGUAUCAAAUACAUUCUCAUGGGAGAGGGGAUAUUUUUGCCUACAAGGUUGUGUGUGGUUUUGACCAGCCAGCUGCUCUGGUCCGUCCCAGGGGCCAUCCUUCCACCAGUGUCCCAUGGGCAGGCUCCAAAGAGGGGAUGCUGAAAAGCGGGAGAAGAAGAUAGCAACCUAAAGCCUACCACCAUAUGUUACAUAGUGUGUCUGACUUCCAGAUCAUAUAAGUGUUCGUUGUUUUCCCUGGAAGAGAUUUUAGUGAGCAGCAAGAAGAUGGAGUGAUGCAAACUAGAGACACAACACGUCCCACGGAAAGUGCAUGGAUUGGGCGAGCCUGGAGCUGGGAUUACAUGGGAAAGCGUUUUUCCUUUUAGACUUUGGAUUAACUGUGCACCCGUGUGUCACCCCAGGACAGCUCUGCUUUCCUUGCUCUGGUGGGAAUGGAGCCGGCAUGGUGGGCGCUCCCAGAGGAGGUCCAUGGAGGCACCCAAGUGUUGGAGUUGUGGUGGCUUCAUGGUGUUGGCUGAAUGAGCUCCAGAAACACCAAGGAACAGCGAGAUCUUGCUCCUGUGAAUGCAGAUGACUGUGUCACGAGAGGGGGCAGGAUGGAUCCCCAAGGGAUUGCAAACCACGAGCUUCCCUCAUCCUACACAGCAGCCAUCAGCUUAAGCCUGGAUCCAUCCCAAAGACUCGUUUCAGGUCUUUCUUUGAUUACACGUUCGAUCAAUAACAUUUAACCUGUAUUUUUUAGUAGCCUAAUUUAAAAAUUUGCUUCUCAUUGUUCUGUCUCCCCUCACCCUUUUAAACUCAUGUCACUGCUUUGGAUUUUGCCUUUAGGUGUGUGUCUCAGUCACCACCAUCAUUGCCAUUUUCCUGGUCCCCCCUCCAUCACCAAUGAUGACAGACAUCUUUUCCAGAGCAGCUGAGUUAUUUUUUUUCCUGCCUUUCACAAACACACAUUUCUGUAUUUCUGUUCUGCUGUGACUAAUAGAGGUCAACUGCAAAAUGUUGUGCAAAAAAUGGUUAUAUCUCCCAGAAGAUGGAGAGUUUUAUGUUUGCUGUAGGGCAGCAGCAGACUUCAAACCAACAACAGAAGAAUCUUAGGCCAGCUCUGAGCAGGAGAUUUGCACGGCUGGGGAGCCAGGGCACGUUCCCAGCACUCCCUGCUCUGGACAUUGUAGAUAAUGAGCUUUGAGGUCAUUUUAAGGAAACACAUAGACCAAGCCUUUCUCCAUGUUCUUCUCACCCAUCUAAUCCCAGGCAGACUCCAGUGAUAUCAGCUGCCCUACAGACAUGCAGAUCUUUUGCAUUCCUGUAAGCUCUCUGGAAAGCUCCAGAAUUUUUACACGCAUGCUCCAUAAAACCCUUUGUAAAUACAGUCAUUUUUCAGUACAAUUCUUCACCUUGAAGCUCCAUUUGUAAAACCAAACCUAUAAUUAAUAUAUCAGUAAAAGCCAUAGCCUGGAAUCAGUAGAGUUCAUUGCAAAACUCCCCACUGAUUUUACUGGGUACAGGAUUUGGGGGGUUUGCUUUUUCUGUAGGGAACCCAAUUUACUCAUUCUGAAUCAAUGUCAUGUCUUGCCAGAGGUCUCAGCAGCCUUUUUCCAUCUAAAGGCAUCUUGAAGAGCCCUACUUUAAUUAGUCAGGCUCUUCUGGUAUUAACAGCUGGUGGCGAUGCAGGAUGGAUCAGGCCAAGCCAUUUCAUCCUUUCCUCUCCGCACAACCUUUCUACUGACACCUUCCCAUCCUUCCAAGCCAGAAGUGUUGGACCCAUGUCUCUUACCUACCUCCCUGGCUCCAUUUAUGUAAGAUCCAUUUAUCUUCCUUUCUUUUUUUCUGUUCUACACAAGAAGAAAAAAAAAAGGAGGAGGGAGGGGUGCUUUUUGUUGCUUUUAAAGAUGGUAGGUAAAAAUAGAGCAGUAAAAUUUUCAUUGGAACCUGAUGGCAAAAGCUUAGGGGGAAGAAAGUAGAAGAAUCAAAGAAAUAAAAAUUUUAAAAACCCACUUCCCAUUCUUUAAGGAAAAAGAUAUAUAUUUAAGUGCUAAUUAACAUACUUUAAAAAAUACCCAGACUGCAGCAGUGCUAGGUAGAGCUGUCAGAAAAAGCACUAAACUUAUUCUCUUGCCAGUUACAUGAGAAUUUAAGUGUCUUUUCAGCGCUGCAAUUCUGUAUGAAAAGGAUAUUGCCAUGGCAACCCUCGCUGUUCGUGACAUGUGUGCCACUGUGUCGGAGUGACAAGCAGCGAUUGCCACCGCGCUCCCAGCCAAACCAAGAUGGACAAGCAGCUCCCGGCAGCCCGGGACAGCGUUUCAGCUCGUUGAUUAGCAGAUUAUUAGUAAAUCGUGAGCACCCCAAAGAUAAUUUUGUUGUCUUAGCCACAGAAAAAUGUGUGCAAUUAAACAGAUUGACAGGCAGGGAUGGCUUUGAGAUGUAUAUGAUUCUUUCAGCUUGAGAGAGGCUUUAGUUUGGUUUGGGAGCAAGUGAAAUCAAUGUGGUGUAAGCACUGCUCAGCACAGGCUGUCCUGUGCUUGUCAAGGACACUUUGGGCAGGUCCUCCAUAUAGGGAUCGAUCUCUGAUGGGAAGGAUUUGGGUUACUGCUCCUGCAAGGCAGCCGGCCGCAUCACUGAUAACCGUUGUCUUUAACCAUUGACUUUGACUUGAACUGUUGACUUUGACUUGAAGCGUUGACUUUGACUUUGAAGGAAUAUCCUGAUUUUCUGCUCCGGGAGAAGCCAACAGAAAGAAUGGCAGGCACAUUGCACGCUGAAAUACUUUGGAGGCCAUGGAGAAAUGAAUUCCAGCAAAUGCUACUGAAGGGAUAUUGCUUAGCUGUCAAGUCCAAAGCCAUACCAUAAGGUCAGCCAUGAAGAAAACCACAGCUGAGGAGUUCCCAGGCAGGACAAGAGCAUCAUGGUGGUGGCAGUGGCCUUGGGGACCAGGCUCCUGCCCAUGACAGGCUCUGUCACCGAAGGACUUCACUGGGGCCACUUCCGCCACUGAGAAGUAUUUUCUAAUCAAAAGCAAUACCAACAAUAAUUUAAAGAAUUAGACAGGGUGGGCAACUGGGAAAACUUGGCUUUGCUAGGGAGUAUUUGGUCCUCAUGCUGUUGGAGGUCAUAUAGGAUAAAAGAGAGGUAACAAAGUAAUUCUUUUUCACGUUUGAUGGUUACCUACAAAUGUUCCAGUUACUGUUAUCAGCCCCCUGUCCUGGUGAAGGUGCUCACAGACCCCCAGGACAAGGGUCACCUGGGAGCACAAGGGUGGAGACCCAUUCCCUGCUCCCCGGUGAGCCAGAGCUGAGUCUUUAGUUAUCAUCUGGUGAUGUGAAGAGGUCUUAUACCAACUAUUCCAUGGUUACUGGGAGCUCACAUGUUGGAUAUGGUGCACUGGUAGGGCUGGGUGUUGGUUGCUUUGCAAGGCAGAAUUCCAGCAACUUUGUAAAAGAAGAGAUAUGUACAUAUAUACCCAUCUUUUUAAGAUGGGGCCAAGUAAAUGGGGUUUUUUUUUGGUCUUUCUCCCAUAAGAAAUGGGAUAGCAAGCAAGCAAAUCAAGGAAAGGUAGAGAGCAUUCCCAAGGAUGCUACUCUGGAUGGCUGAAGUCUGUUUGACAGACCUGGAUGAGCAAAAUACCUACUGGCAAACACUUUUUUCCACGGAAAGCACAGGAAUGUUCUUUCACAAACAAAGAUGCUGCAGAAGACCGAAACAUCUCCUGGGGCACUUGGAGGGCUGCGGUGACCACGGGAGGUCCAGCGCUGGCUCUGCUGGAGGUGACGCGCUGCUUGGCGAGCUGCCCGGGCCACAGAGACUCAGCUUUGUCCACAAAUGCGAAGGGCUGUCACCGCACAAAAGAGAGAGGUGCACAGUCCCGAGUCAGACUUAAAUCUGCGAGGAGAGAAGCAGUAGGAGGAAUACAUUAAGAUCACUAAGAAUGAAGUUCACCAUUUUAUCCACACGUGUAAUAAGUUAUUUAGUUUCUGCUUUAUGGAUGACUAUUUGAAAGAAGAAAAGCCAACUCUUCUAAAAUGAGAAUCUGAUGAAGUAUCUUUUUUUUCUUGGCUCUGAAUCAUGCUUACAUUCCACAGAUGAAGACAUACGUAACUUGCUGGUUUUCAAUCUAUUCUUUUACUGUGCUGUGUUCUGACAGUGCAAUUACAUUUCCUUGGCAUCACUUAAAACCUGUUUCUUUCCCAAGAAUUUAAUAUAGAAAAAGAAAAGGCUCACAACAUUUUCAUUUCUAUAUAUUGUGGGUUGUUAUCAGGACUGGAUCUCAGUUUUCUCCAGUUCAAGUAGGACAUUUUAGGCAGCUCUGGAAACUGUAGAAUCUUUACCAAGAGCAAGAUGUACAGAAAAUCUGACAACAACAUUUUAAUUGGGAGAGUACUCCACUCCUACCUCUCCAUUGCAAAAGUCUGAAAAACUGCCCCAAUUUGGCAUCUUUGCUAGGAAAGAAUUUCAGCCCCAGAAGCAAGGGAAUAGGGAAAAGGAGAAAAAGGAAAUUCUCUGGAUCUAAAGAUCGGUACUUGACUGUUUGAUGUUGAAAAUGCCUUUGAGUUCUUUUGUUUUCUGUCAAGACAGACCAAAAUAGUUUGUAGCCUUGAAGAGCAUUACUACAUGAAAUUGCCAUUUUCCACCCAAUUACUGUCUACAGCUGCCCAUGGCCAGGCUUUGCCAGCAUCAGGAACAAGCAGCUUCAAACACUGUUGGUUUUACAGUGCUUUAGGUGAGAUCCCUGCAAAAACUUCCCUUUAUCAGCUGCUCUUGUGUCUUCAUCAGCCACCAAGUAGACAUUUGACUGUCCCAUUUGAAGCUGUUGAGCUACCGCUCUGGUCUUGCCAACACUUGGGCAUGUCUUGUCUCUUUUGUGACCAGUCCCACUAAACCCAGACCAUAAAGCCGAUGUGUUUGCAGCAUCAGGCCCCUGGGGAUUGAUUUGACAUCGGUCCUCAAAUACAUCUUUCUGCAUUCAUCUUGCACCAGCCCAAGGAGGAUAUUACAUUCGCAACCAUCUCUUUCAGAGGAGCCAAAGCUAUUUAGAGCUUCACGCACCAGCUCUUGUUGUCUCACAUUUUAAUUGGGGAUGGGGUUAGAAGAGAGAUUAAGUUCCUCGUGGACUCCGGGGUAAAUCAGAAGUAACUCGUUAGAGUUAAUUAGCUUAAACUGGAAUAAGCCCAGAAUCCAGCCUUUUGCCAUUUAAUCCAUAUGAGGAUCUAGGUAGUCAAUGCCUCCAGAUUCAUCUCUAGGCAGUUCUUCACUAAUACAUGCAUCUCCUUUUUUGCUUUUUGUCAUUAUUUCAUCCCUCUCUGUUUUCAAGCCAUUUACUGUUCAUUGCUAAACUGACCAUUUUUUGCUCGUUAACAACAGACAUGGCAUUUUAAUUAAAGAAAACAACUCACAAAGUCAGUGCAUAAUGGUUAACAAAAAAAAAAAAAAAAAAAACAACUUUGUAUAAAAUACUGUAAAUAUUAAUAUAAAUUAACUUGGCAUGCAACCUAAAUAAAUCCUGUGUUAUUGCAAGUUACCCAAGUGUAUAAAGACAUGUAUAAAGGAAAACCGAAUGCCAUAUGUAUCGGCUGUUUCCUCUAACCAAACACUACUGUAAAUAUAUAAUCUGUAUAAAAAGAUUUUAAUUUUACCAUUAUUUAUGCAAUAGAAAUAAAGGUUUUUUUUCUUUUGA